This is a messenger RNA of Lutzomyia longipalpis, 1620 nucleotides long. RefSeq names its product DNA repair protein XRCC1-like. Gene Ontology annotation, cellular component: nucleus. Lineage: Eukaryota; Metazoa; Arthropoda; Insecta; Diptera; Psychodidae. The transcript has 2 exons. The record is from RefSeq and is a predicted model, not a curated record. Gene Ontology annotation, biological process: single strand break repair; base-excision repair; double-strand break repair via nonhomologous end joining. Gene Ontology annotation, molecular function: damaged DNA binding. The coding region runs from base 115 to 1560 and encodes 481 amino acids.
GCAGUGUAUCUGUCAACGCUCAGCUGUUUACAAUUCAAGCGUUGGUUUUUCCGCGCUUUUUCUGAUUUUUCCAAUAAAUUUCCUUAGUUUUUUGCAUUAUAUCUUGAAAAGAAAAUGCCAAGAGUUCACCUGAAGAGUGUCUACAGCUUUAGUAGUGAAGAUCCAGCUUUUCCUGCAUCGAAUCUUCUGAAAAAUCAGAAAUGGAGAAGCCAAGGAGUUGGCCAGGAAACGGAACAUGUCACCAUUGAACUCGAGAAGCCCACCACCAUUAGUGGCAUUGAUUUGGGGAAUGAAUCUUCCUGCUUUAUUGGUGUUUUUGUUGCCCGAAAGGGUCAAGAGAUGAAUGCAGAAAACUACCAGGAAAUCCUCUUAACUGCAUCCUUUAUGACUCCUAUAGAUUGCAGGUCACUUGAGAAUGUAAAUCGUGUGAGAUGUUUUGGGAAGGCGGCUCUAGUGGAGGACGUGGUGAAGGAGAAAUGGGAUUUUGUAAAGAUUGUUUGCUCGCAGCCCUUCAAUGCUCACACACAGUAUGGGUUGUCUUUCAUCACAAUCUACUCACCGGAAGAAGAAAUCAAGGAAGAGGCAAAAAAGCUCGAAAUAUCAUCACCACUCGGGAGAUUUGCUCUGCGAGAAGAAUCCCCGGAAGUUGAAGAGAGUGGGUCACUUUUCAAUAAGUGGAAACAGUCAAAUAAAGGAGACCAGCAGGCAGGCACUAGCGCAACCACCACAAUCAUGUCCCCAGCCUUAGCUAUUCGAAAAGCCUCAAAAGAACUUCUUGCAACCAAUGCAAAUGCCUCUACUACAGUAACUAAUAACAACAAUAAAGUUGAAAAUACCGAGAAUACCUCCUCACCAUUGCUGCAGCAGAAGACUCCACCUCCUCCCAGAAGAAAUCGUAUAAUCUACGACUCUGAGGAUUCAGAUGAAGACGAUGGAGUAUCAGCAGCGAAAAAGACUAAAAUAAAAGAAACUCCUAAACCAAAUAAACCUCAAGAAGCUCCUAAACCAAACAAGCCAAAAGAAACCACCAAGAUUGACCCAAUAAGCCCGAAAAAGAGAGUCACAUAUCAACCCUUUAGCAGGUUUCUAAGUGGUGUGAUAUACACAAUAAGCGGAAUUCAGAAUCCAGAGAGAGGAACUCUACGACAGAAAGCCACUGAAAUGGGAGCAAGGUACAAGCCAGAUUGGGAUAGUACCUGCACCCAUCUCAUCUGUGCCUUCAGGAAUACUCCAAAAUACAACCAAGUCCGCGGAUCAGGAAAGAUUGUUCAGAAGAAUUGGAUCCUCGAUUGCUACUCUAAACGAACACGCUUCCCAUGGCGUCGGUAUGCACUUGACCGGAAUGAAAGGGAUGAGUCUGAGAGUGAAGAUGAAGUCCACGAUGAGGCACGUCGUCCUGCUGGACAAUCUUCCACUGCUACAUCUACUUCGCGGAAUCGUAUUGUUGACUCAUCAGGAUCAGACACAGAAGAUGAAAUUCAGAAAGUUUUGGCAGAAAAGGCUUCAGAGAAAGAUAUUUACGACAAAACAACGGAAGAGGAGGACGAAGGACAUUCCUAAUUGUACAUAAUUGCAUGCUAUUCCUAAUUGUAAAUUGUUUAAUAAAGAUUAUUUUACUUA